AUGGAGGCUAGAUUCGACGAAUUGUCAGAGAGGGUGCGUCGCACUGAAGAAGGUCAGAUCGAGAUACUGAGGAAAUUGGAUGCGUUGCUAAGUUCCAGACCAGCAGGGCCAACCCAACAUGAAGGGACGGGUUCGUCAGCAGGAAACGGAGGGAACGGAGGAAAUGGUGGGAACAACGUUACUGCGCAAGAAAGAAAAUUAGAGUUACCUGUGUUUUCCGGUGAGGACGUUUUUGGGUGGUUAAACAAAGUAGAGCGGUAUUUUCGAGUUAACGGUUUGACUGAUACAGAAAAACUCUCGGCGGUGCUUUUGGUGAUGGAAGGGGAAGCGUUAAACUGGUUCCAAUGGUGGGAAAUUAAUAAUUCGAACGCUACUUGGGUGAAUUUCAGGACGGACGUUUUGAGUCGAUUUCAACCAGAGCUAGACGAUAACCCCUAUCGUUCUCUGUUUACAUUGAAGCAGGUGGGAAGCGUGGCUGAUUUUAGAGUGACCUUCGAGCAGGUUGUGAGCCGCUUGAAAUUCGAAGAUGAAGAGGUUCUUAGAGGAGCUUGGCUGAAUGGAUUGACUGACAGUAUUAGGGAGGAAUUGCUUAUGCACCCCAUGAACAAACUCUCAGAGAUGAUGAAGAUGGCAACAAAGAUUGAACGGAGGAAUAUCGCUUGGGCUACUGAAGGAAUGGGACGAAUGGGCUUGGGGCAAGGUGUAGGAGCGAAUAAGUGGGCCCAAACUGGAAGAAGUGGAGCGGGCUUUAAUUCGACCCGGCCCAUCAAUACGGGUUCAGGCAAUUUGAACGCUGGAACAAAAUCAAACGUGCUGGAAACUUCAUCUAUUGCUCCUAAAACGAACCCUAGCUCCCAAAAUUCAUCGACGGGAAGUUCUCGUCUGUUGGAGAGCCAAGACAGCAGCGGUAGUCGGAACAAUGGACGGCGGCUACCUCAGGGUCAGUUGCAGGAGCGAUCUCGUUUGGGACUCUGUUUCAAAUGUGAAGAGCGAUGGAACCCUAAUCAUCGAUGUAAGGUGCGUCAGUUACAAGUACUCAUCAUAGAUGACGAUGAAGUUGAGGAAGACAAACAAAUGGUAGCAAGGGAAAGUACGACAGCAGCGGACCAGCAGGAGGUUGGGGAAGCUCUUCAAAUCUCCAUGCAUAGUCUGUUGGGGCUGUCCUCGAGUCGAACCCUGAAGCUAUGGGGCCAAAUCGAGAAGGAACCGGUGGUGACCUUAAUCGAUUGUGGGGCAUCUCAUAACUUUGUUAGCAAAGAUGUAGCAAGCAGACUGCGGCUGCUGGUUGAUGAUACACCUCGAUUUUGGGUGGAGGUUGGCAACGGACAUAGGGUGGCGUGUCACGGGGUGUGCAGAAAAGUACCCAUGGAGUUGCAAGGACAUAACAUAUGCCAAGAUUUUCAUCUGUUCGAUUUAGGAGGCACUGACGUGGUUUUGGGGUUGGAAUGGCUGACGGGAUUGGGUGAAAUCAAGGCUAAUUUCAAGGAGAUGACUCUUAAGUUUGAAAAUGGGGGCAAUGAGGUGCUGCUUCGGGGAGAUCCUUCUUUAUCUAGAGCAGUGGCGUCCUUGAAGACUAUUGUGAAGGCAAUAAACGAUGGGGGAACAGGAUUUCUUAUUGAACAAAGAGAACCUCAAGCGGAAGAGCCAACCGAGUCACGGCAGGAGCUGGAUGAGCUAUUGGAGGAGUUCCAAGAGUUAUUUCGUGAACCAAAAGGCCUACCCCCAAGGAGAGCUCAAGACCAUGCCAUCGUUCUGAAACCAGGUAGUCAGAUUGCUAAUAGUCGUCCCUACAGGUACCCACCAUACCAGAAAACUGAGAUAGAAAAAUUAGUAUCUGAAUUGCUGGAUAAUGGAUGGAUUAGACAUAGUGUGAGCCCAUAUGCUAGUCCUGUAAUUCUUGUUAAAAAAAAAAAUGGUAGUUGGCGUGUGUGUGUUGACUAUAGAGCAUUAAAUAAGCAUAUUGUACCUGAUAAGUUCCCCAUGCCUGUAAUUGAGGAACUUUUAGAUGAAUUGGGUGGGUCUAAGAUUUUUACCAAACUGGACUUGAAGUCUGGUUUUAAUCAAAUUAGUAUGAGAGAAGAAGAUAUUCCUAAAACUGCAUUUAAGACCCAUGAGGGUCAUUAUGAUCAAAGUGAUCAGGAGCACAUAUCACACCUUAGGAAGGUGAUGGAGGCCCUGCGACAGCACCAGUUGGUUCUGAAUAAAAAGAAGUGUUGUUUUGGGCAGCGUCAGGUGGAGUAUUUGGGCCACAUAAUCUCAGGUGCAGGAGUUAUGGCCGAUCCCAAAAAAAUUGAGGCUAUGGAAAAGUGGCCCAGACCUUCGAACAUCAAGGGAUUAAGAGGAGUUUUAGGCCUCACUGGUUAUUAUAGAAAGUUUGUGCAGAAUUACGGGAAGAUUGCAAGCCUCUAA
Messenger RNA from Gastrolobium bilobum, 2409 nucleotides. RefSeq lists its product as uncharacterized. The transcript has 2 exons. Lineage: Eukaryota; Viridiplantae; Streptophyta; Magnoliopsida; Fabales; Fabaceae. Bases 1 to 2409 code for a protein of 802 amino acids. The record is from RefSeq and is a predicted model, not a curated record.